AUGUCCCUGCCUUCAAUAACCCGCUGUUCCACACGACACCUCCUCCGCCCACAAUCGCUCACUCCCCAACUCACCCGCACAUUCUCCAUUCGCCCAGCACUCCGCACCGACACCUCCGCAUCCACUAUCGCAACAUCCUUCCUCACGCGCUUCCAAUCCCUAGGCCCGCAAACCCGCUCCCAAACCCUCGAUGCCAACCAACUCCAACUUCUCUCACUAACACUCAAUCGACCCUCACUAUUCCCCAACUCCCCAUCUCUCUCCAACACCCCAACCUCCCUGCCGACCGGCACACCCUUACCCGCCGGAUACCACCUCGUGUACUUCACCCCCGCAUUCUUGGAAAAUGAGCUCGGCGCGGACGGCACCGACACCUCAUAUAACCCUGCGUCGCCGUUCACGCGUCGCAUGUGGGCCGGCGGGGAGGUGCAUUGGCCGAGGGGAAAGGACGGCAAGCCGAAUUGUUUAAGGGUAGGGCAGGAGGUGCAGGAGACGACGAGGGUGCUUAGUGCGGAGCCGAAGGUCGUGAGGAAGACAGGGGAGGAGAUGAUUGUAGUGGGUGUUGAGAAGGAGUUUAGGAAUGAGAAUGGAGUGGCGGUUUUGGAUAGGAGGAAUUGGGUCUUUCGCAAAGCUCUUACCUCGCCGUCGCCUACGAGUUCAUCUACACCCCCGGCGACGAAGGCAUUCAAUGGACCAGCUAGUUCGUCUACGGAGACGAGUGAAAAUGUGCACACGCGCACAUUGCGCCAAACGGCAGUGACAUUGUUCCGGUUCUCCGCGUUGACGUUCAAUCCGCACAAGAUCCAUUACUCGACACCGUGGGCGAGAGAUGUCGAGGGUCAUAAGGAUAUUGUUGUGCAUGGGCCGUUGAAUCUCAUUUCGAUUUUGGAUCUGUGGCGCGAUACGAGGAAGAAUGGGAGUGGGGAGGAGGUGGUUCUUCCGGAGAAGAUCUCGUAUAGGGCAACGAGUCCGCUGUAUGCGGAGGAGGAGUAUCGCAUUGUAUUGGAAGAUGGAGAGGAUGGGAUCGGGAGGGUGCAGAUUAUUGCGCCAGGGGAGGUGGUGGCUAUGAAGGCGGAGAUACAGUAG
Messenger RNA from Aspergillus niger, 1086 nucleotides. RefSeq lists its product as uncharacterized. NCBI's taxonomy places the organism in Eukaryota, Fungi, Ascomycota, Eurotiomycetes, Eurotiales, Aspergillaceae. The transcript has 2 exons. Gene Ontology annotation, cellular component: mitochondrion. The coding region runs from base 1 to 1086 and encodes 361 amino acids. Gene Ontology annotation, molecular function: (3R)-hydroxyacyl-[acyl-carrier-protein] dehydratase activity. The record is from RefSeq and is a predicted model, not a curated record.